This is a messenger RNA of Lotus japonicus, 1320 nucleotides long. Its product is annotated as probable carboxylesterase 18. The transcript has a single exon. The record is from RefSeq and is a predicted model, not a curated record. Lineage: Eukaryota; Viridiplantae; Streptophyta; Magnoliopsida; Fabales; Fabaceae. Gene Ontology annotation, molecular function: carboxylic ester hydrolase activity. The coding region runs from base 70 to 1083 and encodes 337 amino acids. Gene Ontology annotation, biological process: pollen tube growth.
UCAUAACUCACCUCAUGUAGUAUAAUAUUAAUACUCUUCUCAUCCACGUUUCAAAUCACAGAAACGACAAUGGCAGAAGAAAAAACCAAAACCACACGCACCAAACCGUUUCUUCCAUGGAAAACCCGCAUUUCACUCUCCUUUCUCUCCGCCUUAACCGACGCCUCACGCCGCUCUAACGGCACCGUCAACCGCCGUCUCCUCAACCUCCUCGAUCGAAAGUCCCAGCCCAACGCCACCCCCGUUAACGGCGUCUCCACCAAGGACGUCACCGUCGACGCCGCGCGCAACCUCUGGUUCCGCCUCUUUAUCCCUACCUCCGCCACCGACACCGCCUCGCUCCCUGUUCUCGUGUUCUUCCACGGCGGCGGGUUUACCUACCUCUCCCCUGCUUCAUUCGCCUACGACGCCGUCUGCCGCCGAUUCUGCCGCCGUGUCCCUGCUAUCGUCGUCUCCGUGAACUACCGUCUCUGCCCGGAGCACCGGUUCCCUUCGCAGUACGACGACGGCGAGGCUAUCCUGAAGUUUCUCGACGAGAAUCGCGCUGUUCUGCCGGAAAAUGCUGAUCUCAGCAAAUGCUUCCUCGCCGGAGAUAGCGCGGGCGCCAAUUUGGCACACCACGUGGCGGUUCGGGUCUGCCGGGCGGGGCUCCGGGAAGUUCGGGUCCUCGGGUUGGUUUCGAUCCAGCCGUUCUUCGGUGGAGAAGAGCGGACGGAGGCGGAGAUCAAGCUCGAGGGGUCGCCGCUUAUAUCGGUGGUGAGGACGGAUUGGAUGUGGAAGGUGUUCUUGCCGGACGGGGCGGAUCGCGAUCACGGUGCGGCCAAUGUGAGCGGCCCGAACGCCGAGGAUUUGUCGGGUCUGGAUUACCCGGAUACCCUUGUGUUUGUGGGUGAGUUUGACCCGUUAAAGGAUUGGCAGAAGAGGUACUAUGAUUGGUUGAGGAAAUCAGGGAAAGAAGCUCAGCUGAUUGAGUAUCCAAACAUGAUUCAUGCAUUCUAUGUGUUCCCUGAAUUGUCUGAGUCUUCUCAAUUGAUUUCAGAAGUAAAGGAUUUCAUCAACAAGAGAAUCUCCAAUUCAAAAUGAUUGUGGGUUUGAGGGUUUAUAAUGCAUUCAUAGUUGUGGUGGUUAGUAGUGGUGUGAUAAUAAUACUACUAGAGACUUUUCAAAAAAAAAAAAAUAAUUAUAAUACUAGAGCCAUGCAAUGCUAUAUAGUGCAUCUUUAGAAGACUCAACAUUGCAAAUUUAUGAAGCAUAUAGUUGUUUAUUAUGUUGUUUUGGCUCUUUGGUUAACUAGUAAUAUAAUAUGAGUGUCUUCGUUCC